This is a messenger RNA of Parnassius apollo (apollo), 1530 nucleotides long. The record is from the annotation of a GenBank genome assembly. NCBI's taxonomy places the organism in Eukaryota, Metazoa, Arthropoda, Insecta, Lepidoptera, Papilionidae.
AUGAAACUUUAUUUGGCAGCGAAACGGGAACACGAUGAUCUUCAACGUCGUUUCAACAUCCUCGCGGAGGAGAAGAAACACCUGGAGGCUGAGCUGUCGGAGAGGGAGCGCGAGCUCGCCAAGCUACGAAGCGUCUCAGAGAGGCUGUUCCAGGAAUACCAGCAGCUUAAGCACCAGCAUGAGAUCGACGCGGGGGUCAUGCAGAAGGUUAUGCAGCAAGCUGGAGAAUGGUACAAGCAGAACAAGCAGUUGAAGAGGAGGAGCGUAGCAUUGCUCCACGCGCUACCAACUGCACCAGUCGACAUUGAUCUCACUGAUACUACAGAUGCAGCUUCGGACAGCAGCAGCAACGAGGAGGUGGAGUUCCUGAAGCGCACAGUGUCGGAGUUGAGUGAGCAGGUGGCUGCACUGCAGACUGAGCUGAGUGCUGCGCGCCUGCACGAGUUCGAGGCACACGAGCACAGCGUAGCGCUCGCACAGGAGCUAGAAACAGAGAAAGAGAAAUGCAUUACACAAGAGAAGGAACUGCAGGAGCUGCGCAACCAGCUGGAGAGACACAACAGAGUCUCAAAGUUACUGAUCGAAGAAGUCACGGCGCUCAAGGAGAAUGCAGACAAGGACAGACAGAUGGCCGAAACAUACAAGAGCGAGGCUCGCGACGCAAAAAAGCGUGUAAAGGUGCUAACGCACCAGAGUGCGCUGCUGAUGGGCGAGCUGGAAAUGGACGAGCGGCUGGGUGAGCUGCUGGGUGAGGUGGACUCGCUGCGCACCGCGCUGCACCUGCAAGCCACGCGGCACCAGGACCAGUUGGACGAGCUGCAGUUAAAACUCGCAGAGAAACACGAGGAAACGGACAUCCUGCUUUGGGAAGAGAAAAUAAGACUGGCAGAAGAAGACGCUCAAAAGGCUCUUGAACGAGCAGAGAAAGCCGAAAAGAGACUAGCAGAAAUAGAAAAAAAUCGACCGCAAGCGAAAAAAUCUGCUCUUAUGUCAAAAAUAAGUUACUUUGAAAAUUGCGGAAACGAAACAGUGAAGAACGUGGUGGAGAAAGUGGAAGAAAAGGAAGAGGUGAUAGAAAUGAAAAAAGAAAUAGAAGAAGUGAAUGUUCCAGCAGACGCAGAAUCGAGCCCCAGUCCGCCCCCCGCACAGACAGGCCCCGCUCCCCACUCCGCCCUCGCUCCCCCGCCGCCACCACCAUGCCUGCCGCCUCCGCCUCCUCCGCCGCCCCCUCCACCGCUACCAGCGAACGUCCCCGCGGGGAACACUGACGACAUGGCCAAGAUGCUCGCUUCUAAGCAAGGAACGCUCAAGAGGACCAAACAAAAUGGCGGUGGUGCAAUAGACGCGAUAGUAGACCAAAUCAAAUGCGGCAAGUUCCAACUGAAGUCCACGGAUCAGAACUUCCUCGAGAAGAAGCCCAAAGACGACCAGCCCGAGGCUGUUAAAGAGAUGCUGGCAAUAUUGGGGACGCUGAGGAAAAGAAGAGGGGGAAACCGACCUAACUUCGUUAGCAGUGAAGAGGAGGCCUGA